Messenger RNA from Glycine soja, 1823 nucleotides. Its product is annotated as histone-lysine N-methyltransferase ASHH3-like. The coding region runs from base 315 to 1364 and encodes 349 amino acids. Gene Ontology annotation, molecular function: protein binding; histone H3K36 methyltransferase activity. Gene Ontology annotation, cellular component: chromatin; nucleus. NCBI's taxonomy places the organism in Eukaryota, Viridiplantae, Streptophyta, Magnoliopsida, Fabales, Fabaceae. Gene Ontology annotation, biological process: regulation of DNA-templated transcription. The transcript has 14 exons. The record is from RefSeq and is a predicted model, not a curated record.
UAUGAUUUCUGAAUCAGAUGACGUUUGAAGUCUGAAAGCAUCAACUGAGAUUCCACCAACGAACGGCACUCGACGGUUUUUUCGAGUUGGUUAUAUAAAUACGUUCACACCGUCGCGUCCAUUUCGUUUUCCAAUCUCUCACUCUCUUCUCCAAUCCCAUUUCAGGCAAAGUUUGCCUUUGAAGGAAUCAAGUAAGUCUUGUAUGUGGAUUUUGUGGUAUUGAUUUUCAAUAUCCGCUUUAUGGUUUGAGCUUCUAUUAAGAAACUGAGAUACGAGCUGAUCACAUAGGAGUAUCCAGUACUCUCUCAGAUUUCAUGCCUGCCAUGAAAAAGAAUCCUGAGCUAACUUGUAUUGGUUCUGUAUUCAACAUGUUGGGGAAGGAGCUUGGAGAACCUGUAGACUUUGAACUUCCAGAUUCAUUUAAUAAAUCCAAGCCAAUGCAGUACACCUAUAUAAAACGCAAUAUAUAUCUCACUAAGAAGGUCAAGAGAUCCCGGUUUGAUGAUGAUGGCAUAUUCUGUUCCUGUACUCCUUCCCCUGGAUCUACUAGUGUAUGUGGUAGAGAUUGCCACUGUGGAAUGCUUCUGUCUAGCUGUUCAUCAGGCUGUAAAUGUGGGAGCUCCUGUCUCAACAAACCAUUUCAGAACCGUCCUGUGAAAAAAAUGAAAUUGGUCAAGACCGAGAAAUGUGGUUCUGGAAUUGUGGCGGAUGAAGAUAUCAAGCUUGGGGAGUUUGUCAUUGAAUAUGUUGGAGAAGUCAUUGAUGACAAAACAUGCGAGGAAAGGCUUUGGAACAUGAAACAUAGUGGGGAAACAAACUUCUACUUAUGUGAAAUCAAUCGAGAUAUGGUGAUAGAUGCAACAUACAAGGGAAACAAAUCAAGAUACAUCAAUCAUAGUUGCUGCCCCAAUACUGAGAUGCAGAAAUGGAUAAUUGAUGGUGAAACAAGAAUUGGCAUAUUUGCAACUCGUGACAUACAAAAGGGCGAGCAUCUUACUUAUGAUUACCAGUUUGUUCAAUUUGGUGCAGAUCAAGAUUGCCACUGUGGUGCUGCUGAGUGUAGGCGUAAGUUGGGUGUCCGACCUACCAAGUCUAAACUUUCUUCAGAUGCUGCAUUAAAAUUAGUUGCAUAUCAGGUUUAUCAGAAUGGAGGUUUGCAAAUUGGAAGUUCUCGUGUUGUUGACCAACCAAAGUGCUUGCACAAUUGCAUUGGUGAAGUUAUUAGGAUAAAACAUCUUGAAAAUGAGAGGUUUGGAAUUAUUAAACGAUUUGAUAAGUAUUCCCGAAAACAUUCGAUCAUGUUUGAGGAUGGUUGUGUUGAAAUUUAUGACAUGUCAAAAGAGGACUUUGAACUUGUGAGAUAGUGAUGCAACUGUUGGGUGCAGGUGAAAGGAAUUGAAAAGCUGAAAAUUGGACUCAUUAUUCUUUCAUUGCAUGUGCAUAAUUCUUGUAGUUGCUGAGGCUCUUAUCAACAGAAUAUGAAGCGGAAUAGCUCAACACAACUCUUACUGAUUGAAGAUAAUAAAUUCCUUUUUCUACUAACAAACUGUAUUAUCGUGUAAACAACAUUGUUGUUCAAGGUUCUGGAAAUAAACCUUGUAUUUUUUAAAAUCCUGAAAGUACUGUAAAAUGAGAAUCAUCUUGUACCAUUAGCUAGGAUGUGUAGUUGUUGUUUCAAGUGUAUUCUUUUACUUUCUUCCUAUUUUUCUAGUAUAAGGUUAUUGAUAAAUGUGGGAGUUUCGAUUAGGAAAAACUUGUUUUAAUAUGCAAUUACCCUUUGAUCAAUGCUAAAGACAUGUACCCUAUGAAGUGGGUCACAUUAA